ACGGGUGUCGCCCCCACCUUCCCUGGCACGACAUCGAUCUCCGAUCUUCUCUCACUCCGGUUCCCGCGCACACCUUUCCGCAUCCGGCAGUCUAUGUCCAACCGAACUCAAACAUGCGCCCUAAUGAGCCCGCCCGGGCUACGUAACCUGAGUCCGCUAGUGAAUUCUGGAUUUCCUACGGGGUGUCACCCGAUCUACAUUCUUUCUUCACAGCCCAUCCACCGCCGCAAAGUCUGCCUAGCUUCGCUGUACCCCGCUGUCUGUAUCACCCCACCAUCCUCGUCGUGCGAGCCUCUCUCCAUAGGCUCUGGCAAUUUCUGGUAAUUUUUUUGCCAAAGAUUCACAUCGCAGGAGGGCAAUAUUAGCUUCCCGAUUUUUGCAAGCCAAAAGCCCCUCCCACCCCGCUAGCUAGAUACUCCUUGCUGCCAG
Molecule: messenger RNA, 429 nt
Organism: Suhomyces tanzawaensis NRRL Y-17324
Lineage: Eukaryota; Fungi; Ascomycota; Pichiomycetes; Serinales; Debaryomycetaceae
Exons: 1
Coding region: 94-324 (76 amino acids)
Source: RefSeq, a predicted model, not a curated record